This is a messenger RNA of Galeopterus variegatus (Sunda flying lemur), 1817 nucleotides long. RefSeq names its product solute carrier family 31 (copper transporter), member 1 (gene SLC31A1). Gene Ontology annotation, biological process: copper ion transmembrane transport. The transcript is spliced from 5 exons. The record is from RefSeq and is a predicted model, not a curated record. The coding region runs from base 144 to 719 and encodes 191 amino acids. Gene Ontology annotation, molecular function: copper ion transmembrane transporter activity. Gene Ontology annotation, cellular component: membrane. NCBI's taxonomy places the organism in Eukaryota, Metazoa, Chordata, Mammalia, Dermoptera, Cynocephalidae.
UGGACACGUCGAGCGGGCAGAAGUGGAGGGAGCUUCUUAGGGCUCGUGGGGGGCUGACGGGCUAAGAUUCUGACAGGAAGACUUCGGUGGCGGGACUUGACCUGAGAAGAAUCUUCUGCUGACUUUCAACUUUUCCUUGAAAAAUGGCUCAUUUCCAUCAUAUGGGGAUGAACAGUAUGGACCAGAACAGCACCAUGCCACCUUCUCACCAUCACCCGGCCACUUCAGCCUCACACUCCCACGGCGGAGGAGACAGCAGUGUAAUGAUGAUGAUGCCUAUGACCUUCUACUUUGGCUUUAAGAAUGUGGAACUAUUGUUUUCCGGUUUGGUGAUCAAUACAGCUGGAGAAAUGGCUGGAGCUUUUGUGGCAGUGUUUUUACUAGCAAUGUUCUAUGAAGGACUCAAGAUAGCUCGAGAGAGCCUGCUGCGUAAGUCACAAGUCAGCAUUCGCUACAAUUCCAUGCCUGUCCCAGGACCAAAUGGAACCGUCCUUAUGGAGACACACAAAACUGUUGGGCAGCAGAUGCUGAGCUUUCCUCACCUCCUGCAAACAGUGCUGCAUAUCAUCCAGGUGGUCGUCAGCUACUUUCUCAUGCUCAUCUUCAUGACCUACAACGGAUACCUCUGCAUUGCAGUAGCAGCAGGGGCCGGUACAGGGUACUUUCUCUUCAGCUGGAAAAAGGCAGUGGUAGUGGACAUCACAGAGCAUUGCCAUUAAUGUCAGACUCCAUGGUGUGGCCUUACUGAUUGCACUUGGAAUUAGUUCAAGAUGGGAAGACAUGAUUCCGGCUCCAGUCAUCCCUUCUUGCUCCUCUCUACACACACAGACACACGUGCGCACACACAUACACACACAGACACACGUGCGCACACACUACCUGCUGAACACACACACAAACACACAUACACUACCUGCUCAAGAGAGGUUUAGUUUACAGUCCCUGAGCUAAAGUAGUAACCUCCCAAACAUUAUUCCUGCUCCAGUCAUCCCUUCUUGCUCCUGUCUCUCUCUCUCCACACAAACACACACACACAACGUGCUCAAGAGAGGUUUAGUUUACAGUCCCUGAGCUAAAGUGGUAACCUCCCAAACUGUUUUUCAAUAAGCUGAGAUUCCUAUUUCCCUUGAGGAAAAGCCACCCAUGGGAUGUGUUCUCCCCCCCCACCACCACCAUUCUAGAUCCAAAUUAUAUGUUCUUGUCUAAUCCAGGUAGUUUUCUAUUCAGUGACUUGAUCAUCUGCUUCCUUUUUUAAUCUUCUGGGUUGUUUGUUUGUUUGUUUGUUUGUUUGUUUGUUUGUUUGUUUGUUUGACAGUAUGUGAAUUGGGCGAGUUUUUUCUGGUUCAGUGAUAGAACAGGAUUAAUUUCAGCCAGGGUUGAUGGCAGCUGAGGAACAUACUUGCCCAACUAAACCCAGAACUCAAACUUUUAAGUUCUAGUCUUUGGAUCCAAUGAGUGGGAAAUACAUUAUGCCUUUCUCUAGGUGUGAUGUGUUGCACUAAAAUCUUUGUGGUGUGCAUAGGGGUGGUUUGAGAUUAAACAGAGACCUAGAGCUUGCAGAGUGAAUUCUUGGCUGGCUCAUCAACUUGUGUUUCCACUUAACAUUUUGAUUAGAAUGAACUUGCCAAUAAAAAAAAAAUGACAAUCAAUUUGAGAAAAUAGAAAUAGAUAUUUUUAAAUGAAACCCUUGGCAUUUUACUUUGACUUGGUACCCUGGUUUGUCCCAUCUGAAUGAAUCAAAAGAGUUUGAAUUAUUUUUUCUCAUUAUUGUUUUCAUGUGUCUGCCUCUAAGCCAGUGAUUUUCAAACUUCAGCAUG